This is a messenger RNA of Mucor mucedo, 858 nucleotides long. RefSeq lists its product as uncharacterized. The transcript has a single exon. Bases 41 to 661 code for a protein of 206 amino acids. The record is from RefSeq and is a predicted model, not a curated record. NCBI's taxonomy places the organism in Eukaryota, Fungi, Mucoromycota, Mucoromycetes, Mucorales, Mucoraceae.
UCCUUUUUAUUUUUUUUACUUUUUACCUUCAAAUACCAGAAUGCUACCCUCCAUUUCGAAUCUAUUAAUUUCUCCACCUGUUAUACAGCUACAAGUCACAACUCCACCUACUGAGUGUAGCCUGCCACCUCUUGAAGGCGAUGAUCCACCGCAAAGAUUACGGUUACCAUCCUGCCCACUUUCACCCAAAAUUCCGUUCUGGAACAGUCCUACACCGAGCUGCUCAUCUACCAGCAGCAUUGUGUCGUAUGAUGAAGCGAUUGAGCCUAAGCCUAUCCCGAAUACCCAAAUUGUUUUUGAUUCAACGGGGCAAGCUGUUCUAAAAAGAAGACGGGGUCGACCCCCCACGUGUAACACCAGUUACGAAACGGGAGGAUGGACCUUUUUAACACCCACCGUGUGGGACAUUCAUGUUUCGCAAGAACAGAAAGAACGAGAAAUCAAGGCAGAUCAUGACACCAUGCUCAGAUUAAGCCAGCAAGUACAUGUCAUUGAUGAUAAUAUGAAUGAUUCCAUGAACGCCUUCACAGACUCCAAUAUGGACACCUUGCUACAAAUGCCUCGAAAGAAGCGAGGCAGAAAACCUAAAACACAUAUCGUCGGCAACUCUUGUUUUGUCUGGAAGGAUUUAACCUGUACAAGAUCCACUAUCAAAAAGUAGAACAACACCCUUCCUCUAUAGCUAAUUAACUUUACAUUUACACUCAUUUGUACUAUAUAUGAAAAUUAUGGAAACCCCGGAAAUCAAAGAAUCACUUGUAACACAAUAUGACAAACCUAUUAUCUAUUAUGCCCCCCCUCUUAUUUUUAACCAUGUACAUAUUCAACCGCAUCCAUUUUUUUUUUCUAUUUUCUACU